AUGUGGUGGCUUGCCGCUAUCCUCCAGGUGUUCGACUCGAACGCUGGCGAGCUGCCGCCGCAUCAGCUGAAGGAGUUCUCUCUUCCCUACCUCGCGCGUAUUGCCGAGGGCGUGAAGGCCCGCCUGGCGGCUGAUGGUGUUGAGGCCGUCCCUCUGGUGGUCUUCGCUCGCGGUGCCAUGCACUCGCUGGACCUGGUGGCCAAGCUCGGCUAUGAUGUCCUCGGCAUCGACUGGACCAUCGACCUGAAGUCGGCUCGUGCCAAGGCCGGCCCGGGCUGCGUCCUUCAGGGCAAUCUCGACCCGUGCACUCUGUUCGCCCCUCCGGAGGUCAUUCGCCAGGAGGUCCGCCGUAUGCUGGCCGACAAUGGUGAUGGCAGCCUCAUCGCCAACCUUGGCCAUGGCAUGCUGCCGAACCACUCGCCCGAGCACCUGGGUGUGUUCAUUGAGGAGAUCCACGCUGUCUCGCGUGCGGCCAAGUCCACCUAG
Messenger RNA from Fonticula alba, 486 nucleotides. RefSeq names its product uroporphyrinogen decarboxylase. The record is from RefSeq and is a predicted model, not a curated record. Gene Ontology annotation, molecular function: uroporphyrinogen decarboxylase activity. Gene Ontology annotation, biological process: heme biosynthetic process. NCBI's taxonomy places the organism in Eukaryota, Rotosphaerida, Fonticulaceae. The transcript is spliced from 3 exons. The coding region runs from base 1 to 486 and encodes 161 amino acids. Gene Ontology annotation, cellular component: cytosol.